UUACGUUAAAAGAAGCAACAACCACGCUUGUGUCGAUAUUAAAUGUAAGCUGUUUGGACUUUUUUUUUUUUUUUUUAAUAAAACAGCGUUACAUCCGUGAAUUUACAAUGGGCCGUGAGUCAAGGCAUUAUAGGAAGCGUUCAGCCUCCCGAGGUCGGUCAGUUAGCCGAUCAAAGAGCCGCUCUCCGGAUAAACGGUCCAAGAAGGAAGACCGGGAUCGAGACCGAACCAGGAGGGAGCGGUCACGUAGCCGGGACCGUCGUAGGUCCAGGUCCAGAGACAGAAAGCGAGCCAGACGCUCCAGGAGCAGAGACCGAAGAAGAUCAAGAAGCCGAGAUAGGAGGAGGUCAGGCAGCAGGAACCGAGGAAGGAGAUCUGCCAGUCCCAGCAAGAGCAGAAGAACAGAUGAAAAGUCAAGGAGCAAAGAGAAAGACACCAUUGAUUCUACAUCUGAUAAGAAGAAGGCAAAAGAGGAGAAAGAGGAUGACAAAGUUGAUGAUCAAGACUUUGACCAGAAUAAGCUAGAGGAGGAGAUGAGGAAGAGGAAGGAGCGGGUGGAGAAGUGGAGGGAAGAGCAGAGGAAGAAAGCCAUUGAAAACAUUGGUGAGAUCAAGAAAGAACUCGAGGAGAUGAAACAGGGCAAGAAGUGGAGCCUGGAGGAUGAUGAUGAUGAUGAUGAUGAAGGGUCAGCCCCGAUGGACGGAGAUGAUGAUGAAGAUGGGGAAGGAAAAGGGGAGAGGAAGGAGAAAGAUAUGAAGGAGGAAAAGAAAGAUGAUGGUGAGAAGGAAAAGGAGACACCCAUGGAGCAGCAGACGGAGGAUGAUGACAUUGAUCCUCUGGAUGCCUACAUGGAGGAGGUCAAAGAGGAGGUGAAGAAAUUCAACAUGGGAGGGAUGAAAGGAAAUGACAAGAAAGGAACAAUGAUGGUAACCAAAGUGGUGACAGUAGUGAAGACCAAGAAGGGACCCCACACUCACAAGAAGAAGGGUGAGCUCAUGGAGAAUGACCAGGAUGCUAUGGAGUAUUCAUCAGAGGAAGAGGAAGUGGAUUUGCAGACAGCUCUGACAGGUUUUCAGACUAAACAGAGGAAGAUCCUGGAGCCUGUGGACCAUGGGAAGAUCCAGUAUGAGUCCUACCGCAAAAACUUCUAUGUAGAGGUGCCCGAGCUCGCCAAGAUGACUCCAGAGGAGGUGAAUGCAUUGCGGGUGGAGCUGGAGGGUAUUACUGUCAAAGGAAAAGGAUGUCCUAAACCUAUCAAGACCUGGGUGCAGUGUGGGGUGUCUAUGAAGAUCCUCAAUGCUUUAAAGAAGCACAGCUAUGAGAAGCCCACCCCCAUCCAGGCCCAGGCCAUCCCUGCUAUUAUGUCAGGACGAGACCUCAUUGGCAUCGCCAAGACUGGAAGUGGGAAGACCAUAGCUUUUCUGCUGCCCAUGUUCCGACACAUCAUGGACCAGAGGCCCCUGGAGGAGUCUGAGGGACCCAUCUCUGUGAUCAUGACUCCCACCAGAGAGCUGGCAUUGCAGAUCACCAAGGAAUGUAAGAAGUUCUCUAAACCACUGGGCCUCAGGGUGGUGUGUGUUUAUGGAGGCACAGGUAUCAGUGAACAGAUUGCUGAACUGAAGAGAGGAGCAGAGAUUAUUGUUUGCACACCAGGAAGAAUGAUUGACAUGUUGGGUGCCAACAGCGGUCGUGUCACCAACCUGCGCAGAGUGACUUAUGUUGUGUUGGACGAAGCUGACAGGAUGUUUGACAUGGGCUUUGAGCCACAGGUAAUGCGUAUUGUGGACAAUGUACGUCCAGAUCGUCAGACAGUCAUGUUUUCAGCUACCUUCCCUAGAGCUAUGGAGGCCCUUGCACGUAGGAUCCUGUCCAAACCCAUUGAGGUCCAAGUGGGAGGCCGCAGCGUGGUCUGCUCUGAUGUGGAACAACAUGUGCUGGUCAUUGAGGAAGAUAAGAAAUUCCUGAAACUACUGGAGAUUUUGGGACACUACCAGGAGAAGGGCUCUGUUAUCAUCUUUGUGGACAAACAGGAGCAUGCAGACGGGCUGCUCAAAGACCUGAUGAAAGCCUCGUACCCCUGCAUGUCCCUACACGGAGGUAUUGACCAGUACGACAGAGACAGCAUCAUCAAUGACUUUAAAAAUGGGGCGUGCCGUCUGAUGGUGGCCACCUCAGUAGCUGCCAGAGGCCUGGAUGUCAAACAGCUAAUCCUGGUGGUCAACUACAGCUGUCCAAACCACUAUGAGGAUUACGUCCACAGGGCCGGACGCACAGGCAGAGCUGGCAACAAGGGCUAUGCCUACACCUUCAUCACAGAGGACCAGGUUCGCUAUGCUGGAGACAUCAUCAAAGCCUUAGAGCUGUCUGGCUCUCCUGUCCCCUCUGAACUAGAGCAGCUUUGGGGUUCCUUCAAAGACCAACAGAAAGCGGAGGGUAAGACCAUAAAGAGCAGCAGCGGCUUCUCAGGGAAAGGCUUCAAGUUUGAUGAGACAGAACACGCGCUGGCUAAUGAGAGGAAGAAGUUGCAGAAAGCUGCUCUUGGACUUCAGGACUCUGAUGAUGAGGAUGGAGCCUUGGAUAUUGAGGAGCAAAUCGAAAGCAUGUUCAACUCUAAGAAGAGGGUGAAAGAUCUGUCUGCUCCUGGGGCAGCUGCAGGUCCAGCUGGUGCAGUUCCCACCACAGCAGCUGCCACUGGAGGACUGCCCGGCCUCGGACCCACCUCUGCUGGGAACAUCCAGAAACUAGAGAUGGCCAAAAGGCUAGCACUCAAAAUCAACGCACAGAAGAACCUGGGCGCCGAGGCUCAGGACGUGAUGCAGCAGGCCACCAACGCCAUCCUGCGAGGUGGCACCAUCAUGACCCCCUCUGUAUCAGCCAAGACCAUCGCAGAACAACUGGCUGAGAAGAUCAACGCCAAGCUGAACUACACUCCUGUGGAGAAGUUGGAGGAGGAGCGGCAGGCAGCCGAACAGGCUGAGACCGUCAAGAGAUAUGAAGAGGAGCUGGAAAUCAACGACUUCCCACAGACUGCCAGAUGGAAGGUCACAUCGAAAGAGGCUCUGCAGAGAAUUGGCGAGUACUCAGAAGCUGCCAUCACCAUUAGAGGGACAUAUUUCCCUCCAGGCAAAGAGCCUAAAGAAGGAGAACGCAAGAUCUACCUGGCUAUUGAAAGUGCAAAUGAACUGGCUGUGCAGAAAGCUAAAACAGAGAUUACACGGCUUAUCAAGGAGGAGCUCAUUAGAUUACAAAAUUCCUACCAACCAACCAGCAAAGGGCGGUACAAAGUAUUGUAAAGGAUGAACUGAGGCUGCUGUGUGGAGUCUCUACACUGCUACAGUUGAAGAAGAUUUUAGUCUCUAUUUUCAAAGACGUUUCCUUUGAUUACAGCAUAUUGUUUUCCUUUUCCUUAGUUUGUUCUGUACAUCACUUGAGUUGAUUUUUAUACAGAAAUACCCUAAGUGUUUUGCCCAGUGUCACGGAUUCUCAUUAUUUUACAAUAAACUCUCUGCAAUAAUGUUUUCUUCUUUGGUCAAAUUUCAUCCUGUUGUAUUUUGAAUCUUUACCAAGAAAUGUUCAGUAAAACAUGUUUGUACUCCCUCACAAUAAACCAAUGUGUUCCUAAGGA
Sphaeramia orbicularis (orbiculate cardinalfish) is the source of this 3625-nucleotide messenger RNA. It is a transcript of the gene ddx46, whose product is annotated as DEAD (Asp-Glu-Ala-Asp) box polypeptide 46. The record is from RefSeq and is a predicted model, not a curated record. Lineage: Eukaryota; Metazoa; Chordata; Actinopteri; Kurtiformes; Apogonidae. Gene Ontology annotation, molecular function: nucleic acid binding; ATP binding; RNA helicase activity. The coding region runs from base 108 to 3293 and encodes 1061 amino acids. The transcript has 23 exons.